Messenger RNA from Thamnophis elegans (Western terrestrial garter snake), 948 nucleotides. Its product is annotated as acetylserotonin O-methyltransferase-like. The coding region runs from base 1 to 948 and encodes 315 amino acids. The record is from RefSeq and is a predicted model, not a curated record. Gene Ontology annotation, molecular function: O-methyltransferase activity. NCBI's taxonomy places the organism in Eukaryota, Metazoa, Chordata, Lepidosauria, Squamata, Natricidae. The transcript has 8 exons.
AUGAGUUCACUAGAAGAAAUUGAAAACAUUCAAACAUUGUUUAGCUACCAGCAUUCAUUUAUAACUUUUAAGAUCAUUUCAACUGCCUGUGAACUGGGUGUCUUUGAUCUGCUGAGAGAGUUGAGGGAACAGCUGUCUUCCACAACUAUUGCGGAACGCUUGAGCACCAGCCCCAUCGGGAUGCAGAGACUGCUGGAGGCCUGUGUGGGGUUAAAGCUCCUGACACUGGAGUGCAAAGAUGGGAAAGAUCUUUAUGGAAACACAGACUUUACCAAUCUCUACCUGGUCAAAUCAAGCCCAAAGUCUCAGUAUUAUUCCAUGAAGUUCUAUUCUGAAGUUAUGUAUCCAUCAAUGCAACAUUUACCUGAUGCUGUGAGGAAAGGAAAAAAUCAGAUUUUACCAAUGUAUGGCACUCCCAACGCUUUUGACGUCAUUUACAGAUCAAAAGAAGAGUUACAAACCUCGUGCGGUUUUUUUAAUGAGCUCUGGCCUGUCCUAGGAAGAGAAGUGCUUUCUGCCUUUGACCUGUCCCAGUUCCCACUCAUUUGCGAUCUAGGUGGAAACACUGGUGGCUUAGCUAAGGAAUUGAUUUCACUCUACCCAAGAUGUACUGUGACCAUUUUUGACCUUCCUAAACUAGCAGAAGCCUCCAAGAACCAUUAUUUGCCUUCAGGAGAGACCCGGAUCACUUUCCAUGCAGGUGAUUUUUUAAAAGAUCCCAUUCCUGAAACAGACCUGUACAUUUUGGCCAGGACUCUGCAUGACUGGUCAGAUGAGAAAUGUCUGCAGCUGUUACGCAAAGUUUACCAGGCCUGCAAACCUGCUAUCAGGAAUCCUUCUAAACGUGUUGUAAAAAUGAUUGCGUUGAUAACUAAUAGUCUGUUCAUGGUGGAAGAAUAUAAAAACAAGCCAACUUCCUGUACUUGCCAACAAAUUUCAGAUUGCUAA